Prunus mume (Japanese apricot) is the source of this 1208-nucleotide messenger RNA. Lineage: Eukaryota; Viridiplantae; Streptophyta; Magnoliopsida; Rosales; Rosaceae. The record is from RefSeq and is a predicted model, not a curated record.
AAAAAAAAAAUCAGCAGCAAGUGAAAGUUUGCAACUUGUUUUUCUUUUCCUUUUCCCUCUAAAAUCCACUUUUGCAACAUUUUGGUGUCAAUCUAUUCCUUUUCUCUUGCUAGUUUGGUUUGUGUUCUUAUGUUCAUAGAUCUUGGUUUUCUAAGUUUCUGUGGGGUGAUAUAGAAUCAUUCAAUUUGCUUUUUGUGCUUUUUGGUUCCCAUUUCAUGGAUAUGGAUGAAAUGGCUAAGAGUGAAGUACUCAAUUCCUCGUUGUGUUUUUCUAGACCUUCACUGCUUUUUGCUGUCCUAAUUCCUUCACUGCUUUGUAUUGCUGUCCUAAUUCCUUCUUUAGGUUUCAUUUGCUUUCCGAGCUUUGAGUUCUUCCCUCUCCUUCUUACAAUUUCAAUUUUGAUCCUGUCAACCAUUUUUGUCCUCACAAACACAAAUAAAAAGGUGAUUUUGGAUGAGAAACCAGUUGGGAAUCUCCUCUGUGGCCAAGAAAACCUUCUGCAUGAUGGAGAGGGAAUUAGAGGGCAGCUAGUUCAAGAAGUAGAAGAUCAAAAUGAGGUAGGGCAUGAACUGCUUCCAACUGUGGAAACUGUCACACAAACUGCCCAGCAAAGUGAAAAUGUUACAAAUUAUGACUACCAAGUUGAACAUUCAGAUGUUCCAUCAGAGAGUGAUGAACAAUCAGUGCCAAGUGAGAAUUUUGAGCUCAAUUGGAUGUGUUGUAACAAUUUGGGUCCAAAAGUUGAGAUAUCUGAUGGUUGUUCAGUCUCUGAUGAUGAUGAUGAUGAUAGCCUCAUUGAGAUCAAUCUUCCAGCAAGUGAGCCAAAGGAAAAGCUGCAGUCAAAUUUGCCAGACUCCAUUUUCAGGCAACAAGGUUUAAGAGAGCACUUGGCAGAUAUCAAUGAGGUGAAUGAGGAAGACAACUUGAUUGAGAUUGACAUUUCCAUGGGCUCUAUCAAGUGUCCAAGGUUUGAGAUUGAAGCAUGAGUUGCAAAUAAUUCAAGAGGUCAAUAAUUUUGGAUACUUUGAUCUAUGAGUUUGCAGUUAGAAACUAGGGUUAGGAUUUAGGCUAAAGUUUCACCAUCCGAAUUAUCUUCCUUAACAAAUUUAUGUUUUUUUUAUAUUGAAAAUAUAUCUUGGUAUUUAUUUGUCUUCAGUUUCAUAAGCACUGUGCUUUAAAUGAUACAUAAAGUGGCAUGGCAAAUUGGU